GCCAAGGGAGGAAUCGCUAUGCUGGAAGACCGGGCAGCAAGCGCUGUCGCCGUUGCUUUUAAGCAGCACUUGGCAGCGUUGAAUAGCGAGUUUGAGCGACUAGUGAUGGAGAAUGUGGACCUGAGGAAACAACUUGUGAGUGGGAACGAGAUGCCAAGUGUUUUGAGCCCUGCAUGCUCUCCUAGCUCUCCUUGUUCUCCUACGCAAGCCCCAGCUGUCUCAAGUUUUCCCGGUGUUCUUGAAGGCAAAGAAACCCUUUGGCAGAUCCGCUCUCUGGAUUGCGCUUCAUCUCCAAAGCCGCCAAUCGUCAAAGAGGGCCACAAAGAGGGCCACAAGGUCAACUACCUGGAGAGCCCGAAGCAUUUGCACCUCCCAUAUUCCAGUGCCACAAGUCCUGGCAGCCCGAGUCCAACUGCAUCACAAUUCCAAGAAUGCGAUGCUGAAAUGGGCAGCUUACCUGGGACUAUAUCUGAAGAGGCGGGAGGACUACAGGAGCGACUGGAUGCAGAGCGCUCCCCUCGAAGUAUCCAAGGACCACAUGGUUCUCCACCGGCUUUGCGAUCUUCUAUAGGAUCGAAGCCAUCCAGAGCAACAUACGUGAAGGACGUUCAUGAGAUUGAGGAGUCUGAAGACAAUGCAACUUUCUUGCUGAUGCUUGAUGUUGUUCCAGCGCUGGUUAUUCUGGCCAAUUCAGUUGUGGCUGGUAUCAGUGCAGAUGUUGAACCAAACAGCUUCGCUUGGACACUGUUGGAAACACUCUUCGCGCUGUUCUUCAUUGGAGAAAUAGCCAUCAAGAUCAAGGUGUUUGGUUUCAAGGGCUACUUUUUUGGAGAAGAUUGGUAUUGGAGCUGGUUUGAUUUACUGUGCGUGGUCCUCGCGCUCAUCGAAAUGAGUAUUACUUACCUCAGCUUAGCAUCUGGUAAGAAUGCGGAGAUGGGCGCUAUGAGUUCCUUGAAGAUGCUAAAGCUGGCAAGGCUGGGACGAAUCAUUCGCUUGUUGAAGUUCAAGAUCUUCCAGGAACUCAAGCUUAUGAUACAAGGAGUUUUUACGGGACUCCGCGUCCUAUUUUGGGCUGUGGUUCUCUUGAUCGGCAUCGUGUACUUGUUGGGUGUUGUAUCAAAAACUCUGUUCAGUGACAACCCAGAGUUUCAAACCGUUCCGCGAGCAAUGUUCACAUCGUUUCGCUGCUUCACGGAUGGCUGCUCAACUUACGAUGGAGCACCACUGCAGGAGAAGCUGUUCAGAGAUUCUGACUUCUACUUUAUCUUUGUGCUUUUGUAUAUUCUUUUAUUCCUCUUCGUGACAAUCGGCAUCUUCAAUCUCAUUAUGGCUGUAUUCAUAGACAACGUUACAGAUGGAAGCACGAAGAAGAGACAACAAGAAUUAGGACUCAAUGCACCACGAACUGGCUGGGUGAUAGCCUCCGAACUUCGACAUUUGAUCCUGGCCAACAUGCUCAGAAAGGAAGCUGAAGAUGAGGC
Cladocopium goreaui is the source of this 1481-nucleotide messenger RNA. NCBI's taxonomy places the organism in Eukaryota, Dinophyceae, Suessiales, Symbiodiniaceae. The record is from the annotation of a GenBank genome assembly.